AUGGGAAAUUGUUAAGGAUAAUGUUAUUAAAAGAGUCUUAGUUAAACUAAUAGCGUAGAUUGUGGAAAACUAAUGAUUCUAGUUAAAACUUGGUAAAAGGAAGCAUUUUCAUUAUUUGAUUAUGAGAAUGCUGCUAAUGUCUAGGAAUAAAAAUUUACAGUAUAAUAGAAUGAAUUACAAUUUUAGAUAAAUAGUGAAGGAUAUUUAAGAGGUCGUAAUUAAAUAGAAUGGAUAGAGAAUGAUUCAAUAAUAAAGGAUGAGGUUUGUAAAAUAAAAAAAAAAAAUGAAAACUAUUUUAUAGUAAACCCAAAUUUUCAAAAUGUUGAUAAGAUGUAAGUGAUAUAAGAAAAAGAGGAAUUUCAUACAUUAGUAAAUAAGUUAAAAUAAUAAAUAUUUUAAGAACUGUUUCAGAUAAUAUUGGAAAUAAGAUUUGGAAAGUAAUACAUGAAAAUGGAAUACUUUUAGAAGAAGGAGAUGUUAUAAAAUUAGGAAGAGUGAAAUUUACAAUACGUUAAAUAGCAUUAGAUAUAAAAUCAUAGGAGUAGAGAUCUGAGUGUGAAUCAUCAUUAUCAAAUGAAUCAGAAUAAAUAAUGUGUAGAAUUUGUUGUUCUUCUCAGAAAAGUCUUAAAAACCCAUUAUUGAAUCCAUGUAAAUGCUGUGGAUCAAUUAAAUAUAUUCAUUUGGAAUGCUUAAAAACUUGGUUAAGAAUGAAGUUAGAAAAUCGAUAAAGUGAAAAUUGUAUAGUUUAUUUAUGGAAGAAUUUGGAAUGUGAAUUGUGUAAAUUUAAUUAUCCUCCAAAAUUCAAAAGUGAUGAUGCUUAUUAUGAUUUAAUAGAGUUAAGCAAACCAAAUGAUUACCCUUAUUUGAUGAUGGAAUUCACAAAUAAAUAAGUAUGAUUUAUAUAUCUUAUAUUAAGGGAUAAUAAUUGGAAUGUAAUAAAAGCUCAGGAAUAUACAUUUUGAAGUUUUCAAAUGUUUUAGAAUUAAAGGUUGGAAGAUCAAAUGAGACUGACAUAAGAGUAAAUGAUAUAUCUGUCAGUCGAAAUCAUGCUAGAUUUUAGGUUCAAGAUAAAAAAGUUUAUCUUUUUGAUAAUCAUUCUAAAUUUGGAACCUUACAUUUAAUCAGAUCUGAAAAAAUAUAAAUUUAAAGAGGAAUGGAAAUUUAAGUGGGAAGAAGUCUCAUUUCAUUUUAAUGA
Molecule: messenger RNA, 1195 nt
Organism: Paramecium sonneborni
Lineage: Eukaryota; Ciliophora; Oligohymenophorea; Peniculida; Parameciidae
Source: the annotation of a GenBank genome assembly